AUGAUCGACGAUGUGGCCGCGUCUUUGGCGUCGAUAACAACAACGACCCUCGUCGCCGCCAGCGGUCUCGCCUCAUAUUCCGGCACGGCGCUUCCAACGCCCUCGGGUUCACAUACACUAUAUCAUCAUGGAUCAUCUUAUACAACCUCAACGCAGGAUUCGAAUGGAGAGGAAGGGGGAGAAUGCAAGUUGCUCGGUCCCUUCUCCGUGUUCGUACAGAUUGCUCUCGGCGGGCUCGCGCUGUUAUCACUCGUGUUCAAGAGAUGGAGAGAGCGGCCACAGCGCCCUGUGAAGGUGUGGGCGUUUGAUGUAUCGAAACAAGUUUUCGGAUCAAGCAUGCUUCAUAUGCUGAAUUUGCUUCUGUCGAUGUUCUCGGCGGGCCAGCUGGAGAUUCGGAAUUCAUAUAAGCCGAAUCCGUGCUCUUUCUAUCUACUCAAUCUCGGCAUCGAUACCACACUCGGAAUCCCCAUUCUGAUCCUUUUGCUUCGGGUCCUGAACUUCUUGGCUUCCUACACUGUUCUUGCAAACCCUCCCGAGUCAAUCGAGUCAGGAAACUAUGGACAUCCGCCACAUGCAACAUGGUGGCUCAAGCAGGCAAUUAUCUAUUUCAUGGGAUUGCUCGGCAUGAAGAUAUGCGUCUUCUUCUUGAUUCAAUUAUUGCCUUUCAUCAUCAAGAUCGGUGACUGGGCUCUGCAAUGGACAGAAGGGAACACAGCCGUCCAGAUCUUCUUUGUGAUGCUGCUCUUCCCUGUCAUCAUGAACGCCAUUCAAUAUUAUAUCAUCGACAUAUUCAUCAAGAAGCCAAUCUUCCCAUACACUGCAGAAGAUCUUAACGACGAUUCUGCCACGGGAGACGACGUUCAUCACCGGGAGGCUCUUCUUAACGGCCUAGAUGAGUCUUAUUCCACUGAUUCAGAUGAAGAAUCCCCGAGAAAGCCACAGAUUCCCCAUUCUAAUCCAAAGGACACAUCUGCUCUCCGUGAAUCAGAACAACUGCUUCCCGAAGAUCACUCUCCGGUGCCUCCAUAUGAGCCUCCUAGCUCGAGCAGUAGCCACGACGAGCAUGGCACCAAGCCCCGCUCAUCUCGCCAUUAA
This is a messenger RNA of Penicillium olsonii, 1095 nucleotides long. Lineage: Eukaryota; Fungi; Ascomycota; Eurotiomycetes; Eurotiales; Aspergillaceae. The record is from the annotation of a GenBank genome assembly.